ACUCCCAGCUCCAGCUCGCCUAUUCUACACUUGCUUUUUUGCUCCCAACCAGGAAGCCACCAUGUCUUGCCGCUCCUACCGAGUCAGCUCUGGUCACCAGGUGGGCAACUUCAGCUCUUGUUCAGCAAUGACACCGCAGAACCUGAACCGCUUCCAGGCCAACUCUGUCUCCUGUUGGAGUCGGCCCGGCUUCCGGGGCCUUGGCAGCUUUGGUAGUCGGAGUGUCAUCACCUUUGGAUCGUACUCACCCCGGAUAGCAGCUGUAGGCUCUCAGCCCGUCCGCUGUAGAGUGGGCUUUGGUGCUGGCUGUGGGAUGGGUUUUGGUGAUGGAAGAGGUGUUGGUCUGGGGCCUAGGGCUGACAGCUGUGUUGGUCUGGGCUUUGGAGCUGGCAGUGGCAUUGGCUAUGGCUUUGGUGGCCCUGGCUUUGGUUACAGAGUUGGAGGGUUUGGAGUUCCAGCAGCCCCAUCUAUCACAGCUGUGACUGUGAACAAGAGCCUGCUGAGCCCCCUCAACCUGGAGAUUGACCCCAAUGCCCAGAGGGUGAAGAAGGAUGAGAAGGAGCAAAUCAAGACCCUCAACAACAAGUUUGCCUCCUUCAUUGACAAGGUGCGGUUCCUAGAGCAGCAGAAUAAGCUCCUAGAGACCAAGUGGAGCUUCCUCCAAGAGCAGAAAUGUGUCAGACGCAACCUGGAGCCACUCUUCGAGAGCUACAUCACCAACCUGCGGAAGCAGUUGGAGGCACUCGUCAGCGACCAGGCCCGGCUCCAGGCUGAGAGGAACCACCUGCAGGAUGUCCUAGAGGGCUUCAAGAAGAAGUAUGAAGAGGAAGUGGUAUGUCGGGCCAAUGCUGAGAAUGAGUUUGUGGCUCUGAAGAAGGAUGUUGAUGCAGCUUUCAUGAAUAAGUCUGAUCUCGAGGCCAACGUGGAUACCCUAACUCAGGAAAUUGACUUUCUAAAAACGCUUUACAUGGAGGAAAUCCAGUUGCUGCAGUCGCACAUCUCAGAGACGUCAGUCAUUGUGAAGAUGGACAACAGCCGUGACCUGAACCUUGAUGGGAUCAUUGCUGAGGUCAAGGCCCAGUAUGAGGAGGUGGCCAGGCGCAGCCGGGCUGAUGCUGAGGCCUGGUACCGGACCAAGUAUGAAGAGAUGCAGAUGACAGCUGGCCAACACUGUGACAACCUGCGCAACAUACGGAACGAGAUCAAUGAACUGACCCGCCUGAUCCAGAGGCUUAAGGCAGAGAUUGAGCACGCCAAGGCUCAGCGUGCCAAGUUGGAGGCUGCAGUGGCCGAGGCCGAGCAGCAUGGGGAGGCGACCCUCAAUGACGCCAAAUGCAAGCUGGCAGAUCUGGAGUGUGCCCUGCAGCAGGCCAAGCAGGACAUGGCGCGGCAGCUGCGCGAGUACCAGGAGCUGAUGAAUGCCAAGCUGGGCCUGGACAUCGAGAUCGCCACCUACAGGCGCCUGCUGGAGGGCGAGGAGAGCCGGCUCUGUGAAGGUGUUGGACCAGUAAACAUAUCCGUCAGCAGCUCCCGGGGCAGCCUGAUGUGGGGGCCUGAGCCUUUGGUUGCCAGCUCCACCCUCUCCGGCGGCGGGGUCACCUUCUCAGGCAGCAGCAGCGUCUGUGCCACCAGUGGGGUCCUAGCUUCCUGCGGCCCCAGCCUGGGUGGAUCCCGGAUCACCCCGGCCACUGGGGACCUGCUGAGCACUGGCACGAGGAGUGGCUCCGUGCUCGUCAGCGAGGCCUGUGUCCCCAGAGUCCCCUGCCCCCUGCCCACCCAGGGGGGCUCCAGCGGGGGCCGCAGCUCCAGCGUCCGCUUCGUGUCCACCACCACCUCCUGCCGGACCAAGUACUGAGAGCCCAGCCCCAGACAGCUGCUGCCCAGAGAAGAACCAGCUCCACGGCUCCUGCUUCUGCCCCCAGGGUUCGUGGGCUUUGGGCUCGAGGGUCUCCAGCUCCCCUUCCUGCGAGGAAGCCACCCCUUAGCACUCCCCCGGCUGUUCUGCCUGGCCCCAUGUCCUCUUGGAGGAUUUUUCUGCCAUGUAGAUGGUCCAUUAGCAGUUCCAGCCAAGCUGGCU
Messenger RNA from Nomascus leucogenys (northern white-cheeked gibbon), 2077 nucleotides. It is a transcript of the gene KRT84, whose product is annotated as keratin 84. Gene Ontology annotation, cellular component: keratin filament. Lineage: Eukaryota; Metazoa; Chordata; Mammalia; Primates; Hylobatidae. Gene Ontology annotation, molecular function: structural constituent of skin epidermis. The record is from RefSeq and is a predicted model, not a curated record. Gene Ontology annotation, biological process: keratinization; intermediate filament organization.